Messenger RNA from Daphnia pulicaria, 549 nucleotides. Its product is annotated as protein XRP2-like. The annotation marks the transcript as partial. NCBI's taxonomy places the organism in Eukaryota, Metazoa, Arthropoda, Branchiopoda, Diplostraca, Daphniidae. The record is from RefSeq and is a predicted model, not a curated record. Gene Ontology annotation, biological process: post-Golgi vesicle-mediated transport. Gene Ontology annotation, cellular component: cilium; periciliary membrane compartment. The transcript is spliced from 3 exons. Gene Ontology annotation, molecular function: GTPase activator activity.
CCCUUCAUUUUGGCUGUCUUCAUUAUUUUGAUGUGUUCUUUGUUAUUCAAAUGCAGGGACAACAAAUCUGAAGUUGAAACAAACCAACUUCGACUGAACCAUUUGAACGAACUGUACAUUUUUCGAAACAUCGUCUAUCAAGGACAACAGUUUAAGAUUGAAAAUUGCUUGCGUUCGCUUAUCCUCGUUACAGGUUUCUUCGACAGCAUUUUUGUCGACGAUUGUAAAGAUUGCAAAAUCAUUUUGGGACCCGUUAAAGGCAGUAUCUUCUUGCGAAACUGCAGUCAUUGCGUUAUAGUGGCGGCUUGCGGACAGCUCAGAACUAGAGACUGUACUGACGUUACCUGCUAUCUGCUCUGCGCAACUCAACCGAGCAUCGAAAUGUCUUCCUUGAUGAAGUUUCAGUGUAUUUCACUCGAUUAUCUGGGAUUACAUGGUCACCUUACCAACGCUGGACUAAACUCGAUUAUUGUUAAUCGAUGGUCAGAUGUAUUUGAUUUUACGCCUACUUCGUUGGAAACUAACUGGAAAUGUUUGGGGAUUGAAGAU